ACAGAGACUGGGUAUUACAAAACAACAAUCAAAACGGAACCAGCUUCUGAAAGUACCUGCCUGGAGAAAACGGUGGGUCGGAAAACUGAUGAUAUGACAGACUUCAUGGAUGACUUAACCCUCAGCUCACCGAAGAAGAGAGAGUCGUCUUUGAGAUCCAAGAGGAGUUGUGAUAGGUCAUCAGCAAGGUCGUCUAGCAGAUCCUCUUGCAGCUCACAGUCCAGUUCAAGUAGUUCCUCUUCAGCUUCCUCCAGGAGCUGGAGCCGGUCCAGAUCAAGGUCACGGGCUAGAAGAAAUGGUUCCCGAAGGUACAGAAGGUACUCUCGUUCGUAUUCCAGAAGCCGGUCGAGAUCACGCGGGUACAUGAGGUACCGAGGCAGGUACCAUGCCAGGCACUACAGGAGGUACCACCGCUCUCCUCCGCGGUACAGAUCGCGCAGUAGGUCGUGGUCUCGUGGAAGAUCGUACUACAGAAGGUCCUAUUCGAGAAGCAGAUCCCGUUCAAGAGGCCGAAGAUACUACGGAUUCGGGCGAACAGUAUAUCCUGAGGCUUACAGGAGCUGGAGGAGCAGGUCACGAACAAGAUCUCGGAGCAGGUCACCUCUCCACUUGAGUGAAAAAGACAAGAGGGAACUGCUGGAAAUUGCAAAAGCUAAUGCUGCGAAAGCUCUGGGAACAGAUAACAUAGUCUUGCCGGCAAGCUUGAAGAUCCUGACUCCUUCCAAAGAGAUAAAGAACGCAAAACAAGAGCGCGAAGAUCCCGCGGAGUCAGCUGAG
Eurypyga helias (sunbittern) is the source of this 777-nucleotide messenger RNA. Its product is annotated as arginine/serine-rich protein 1-like. The annotation marks the transcript as partial. NCBI's taxonomy places the organism in Eukaryota, Metazoa, Chordata, Aves, Eurypygiformes, Eurypygidae. The record is from RefSeq and is a predicted model, not a curated record. The transcript is spliced from 2 exons.